Molecule: messenger RNA, 2848 nt
Organism: Durio zibethinus
Lineage: Eukaryota; Viridiplantae; Streptophyta; Magnoliopsida; Malvales; Malvaceae
Source: RefSeq, a predicted model, not a curated record
CUAAUCUUGUUGCUGGUAAAAGUAAAAAAGGAAAAAAAAAAGUCAAACGAGAGACGGGAAAGCUAAAUUCCCUUGGGUAGUUCGGUGACAAAGAGAGUGCAGGAGGUCCUAUCAAGUCUUAAACCCUAAAUUGAAACAAACUUCGCUUCUAAAUAACCUCGAACAAACCAAACCACAAACACAAAAUCCUUAACUGUUUGUCUAUCGACUGACACAAACAUUGGAAGCAAAAAGUACCCUUUAACCCGACAGAGGAAGCAGCAAACAUGAAGAUUCUGAGUAGGAAACUGCUGCACCAGCGCCAGUUAUCCUUCAAACAAGCUAUUCGUUGCAAUGCAUAUUCUACUAAGAAAAUCUCAGAUUUUGGACAACCAACUCCCGUAACUCAUCCGCAGUUAAUGAAGGAAGGGGAAAUUACACCUGGUAUAACUAGUGAGGAAUACAUCUCAAGAAGAAAAAGGUUGUUGGAACUUCUACCAGAGAAAAGCUUGGCCAUAAUUGCUGCCACCCCUGUAGAGAUGAUGACUGAUGUUGUGCCUUACACAUUUUGACAAGAUGCAGAUUGCUUGUAUCUUCCCGGUUGCCAACAACCUGGUGGAGCGGCUGUAUUAAAUCAUGAGUUUGGUUUAUGCAUGUUCAUGCUGGAAGUAAAAGCUUAGGUGUGUUUAUAUUGUCUGACUGAAUAUUUUCGUAUCCAACACUUUUCUUGACUAAUUUUGGCAGUGAGAAGGCUUUAAUCCCUUUUUUUAAAGAAUUGUUCCAUUUGCAGUUGGAAUUGGGCAGGUUGACAUGAAAAUAUACUAUUACUAGAAGCAUACAGCAUGGGUAUAAGAAGCAUGACUGGCCACUAAACUCAGAUAUGAAUACAGCAUGAGUAUAAGAAGCGUUAUGGCCACUUUUUGAGUAAUUGAGGAUUAUCUUACACUUCUUUUCACAUAUACUUUUAUGGUUUUUGUCAUUGGCUGAACUGCUAAAGUGGUCAUGGCUUAUAAGAAAGAUGAACUUAGGGCUUGUUGAGUGCAUAUACUUAACGUGGUUUUUGUUGACUGUCUUACCAAUCAAUAUUGCACAUCUGUGAUUGAGUUGUUGGUAGAGGACAAACAUUUCUUCUCUGAGUUUAAGAGGCUAAUUUUCAUUUACAAUUUGGAAAGAGUGGUAUUUGGGUUUUUAUAUAAUUUUGAAUUUUGCUACCAUGAUAGAAGGUCCUUGUGAAUUUAUGAGGACAUCAGAUUGAAAAUGUCAUAUUCUUUGCAUUUUGAAGUUGCUACCAUGGCAAAGAGUCCUUAUGAAGAUGUGUCCUAAGUAGAUUAACAACAUCAGACUCUUUGUGCAAGUUACUUAAUGGGGAUGUGUUGCAGGUACCAAGGCACUGGAAUAAGAAUUGAGGAUGAGGCUCUGAUUACAGAAACAGGUUGUGAGGUUCUAACUGGAUCGAUGCCAAAAGAGAUCAAACAAAUUGAAUCCUUGCUAAACAAUUACAGUCAUGGAAUGGGAAUGAAGGACCAUAACAAUAUAAAAGCUGCAACUAGUUCACGGUUCCUUGGAAAUUGUUGGGCCAAGGUUGUCACCUGCUGGCAAUGGAAAACAUUUCUGAGGCUUUGUCUAUUUCAGUCCCAAGGAGAUAUGGUAUCCUUUCAUGCGAACGUUUCCAGUUUUCCCGCAAAAAUAGCCUAUCAUGUGGCAUCUAUGCAUACCCCCCAACUCUUGUGAAUCAGAAUUCUCCUUGUUUUCCUUGUUUUGUUUGACAUUGCCAGUAAACAAGGGCUAUCAGGCGAUUCUUUUCACCUUUAGAUCUGCAAGUUUGUCAACAUCUAUUAAUUGUUGUAUAUUGAUAGUCAAUAAAUUUACCAGUAUUCAGGGGAAAUAAUUCCCGGUUUUGAAUGAUAAUAGCCUUCAUCUUUUUUUUUACCUAAAAAAUUUUUAUAUUAAGAGGUUGGGCUCUUUAUUUACAGGCUUAGCCCAGGCUCAGUGAGUCUAGGUUAGAAAAUGGUGACACAAGUGGAAAGUGGUAUUAAUUGUGACAAACGAUCAUCAAUGACAUGUUUGUACAAAAUAAACAGGCAUGGUGGACCUCCUAUUUCCAGCGAGCAUGGCCAUAACUACAUCCUUCACGGUUGCAGAGUAAAAUAAUAAAGGCUGCUGCUUCCCCCAUUCAGUGAUAGUAAAGAAGUUUCAGAACCUAGUUAUUUUCACGUGCUGCUCUGCUUUAAAGUAGUAAUUAGGAUGGUGAUAUAAUGAUAUGCAGGCUCCCUAAUUCAUUUUUUACAUGGACACUAUAGAUUGGAGUUUCUUUUUCUUACAAUAAGACUCUAAUACAAAAAUUGUACGUGCAUGUGGUUAGGCUUAAUGAUCCCGAUUUCUUACAAAUAACUAGGGCUAAUUGUCAUGUUGUUUUGUUUCCAAUACUUAACAUCAAUCAACAAAUGAAGUGGCUGAAUAUGUUUUUAAUGUUUAGAUUUUCAAAUGAGCAUAAAUAAAGCUCCAACAUCUGUGAUUUCUUCAAAUUUCAGCAAGCAUCCAGAAUAGGAUAGCAGUUUUCGGUAGUAAUAGAUACGUUGUACGUUGGGUCCACAAACUCCCACCCGUGUAUGGUUCGAUCCUUAUCACAUACAAACGUGAUAAGUCAUGUCAAUAAAUGGAUUCCCCCUCCCACCUAAAUUAUACUUGGCGUAUUCAUAUUGGCAACUACUUUUAAACACUCACCGUUCCCCGUUUUUCUCUCCCAUUAAUUCCUGCAAUAAAUGUCUAACUGUAUCAUAAAUAUAAAAGGUAACUGUGCAAGAAUCUUGUGGCCCUUUCUGUUUACCUAAAUUACUCCCCUGUUAGUUGUUCACCUAAACCCCUAAAC